AUGGAUGGAAGCAUUCUCGAAUCCACUGGACUUGAAAUCAUCGGAGUCAUGGCCCCAGUUUCAAUUUGCAUGCUCUUAGUUGUUCUCCUAGUCUACUCCCUCUUUUCCUCCUCUUCCGCACUCAUCCGCACCGCUGCCAAUCUUGUCUACCUCGAAACCCCCUCCGAUUCUGCCACCCAGACACUCGAUGGCACUCUCCUCAAUGCCCUCGUCUUCGUCUUCGUCAUCAUCAUCUCCAUCAUCACUUUCCUCCCCGUCCUCCUCUACUACUAUAAUUUCACCAAUUUCCUCAAGAACUACAUUCGCUUCUCUACCUUCUUCGUCCUCAUCGCAAUGGGUUGCUCAAUCUUCCACUCCAUUAUCCAACAUUUCUCAAUCCUAAUCGAUUCCAUACUUGUUUUGUCUUACUUCUCAAUUUCACUAUUGUGGGUGUUCUCUCGUGCUGUACCCAUUUUCUUGAAACAAGGGUUUAUGGUUGCUUUGGGGAUUAUUGUGGCGGCUUGGUUUACCAAUUUGCCUGAAUGGACCACUUGGGCUGUGCUAAUUGCACUUUCUUUGUAUGAUUUGGUUGUGGUUUUGGCUCCUGGAGGACUUUUGAAGAUCUUGGUUGAAUUGGCUUCGAGCCGGGAUGAGGAGCUUCCGGCAUUGGUGUACGAGGCUCGGCCAACUGUGGUUGGUGGGUUUUUCUAUUCUGGUUCGGUGGAGCUUCAGAUAGUGCCUAGGAACAAUGAGAGUGAUUUAGAUAAUUCCGAUUACACUACUGUUGCAAUUCGAAAGCAGAGUGAAGUUGGGAUUGGGGGAUGA
Molecule: messenger RNA, 804 nt
Organism: Camellia sinensis
Lineage: Eukaryota; Viridiplantae; Streptophyta; Magnoliopsida; Ericales; Theaceae
Source: RefSeq, a predicted model, not a curated record